Molecule: messenger RNA, 966 nt
Organism: Orbilia oligospora ATCC 24927
Lineage: Eukaryota; Fungi; Ascomycota; Orbiliomycetes; Orbiliales; Orbiliaceae
Exons: 3
Coding region: 1-966 (321 amino acids)
Source: RefSeq, a predicted model, not a curated record
AUGCCUACUCCACUUUCUGAGCAAGGGAACGAUGAGUUCUGGAAAACCGCAACUUCAGCAUACGACUCCCUCGACUGGCAAAAAAAGCUAACAGGACAAAUAAAAUCUUUUAUCGAACGUCAGGCCACUUGGCUCGCUCUCUCUUCCCCUCCGACCACUGAUGUCAGGCUCCUGGACUACGCUUGUGGUCCCGGUGUCGUCUCACUCUCCCUCCUCCCCUACACCACCCAAAUCAGAGCCCUCGACGUAAACCCCCACCAAGUCUCAGAAUACAACCGUCGCUCCCUGGGUUCCUCCUACCCACCAUCCCUAAUCCGAGCCGAAGAAGCCGACAUCUUCCUCCCAGACUCUUCAUCCAUCCCCGCCAAAUUCAACGAGGAAGAAUACAAAAACUUCGAUUAUGCAAUCUGUUCGGCAGCAUUACACCACGUCGACAACCCAGCUUUAGGGGUACAAAGACUUGCGGACCGUGUAAAGGUCGGAGGAAGGGUUGUUAUUAUUGAAUUCUUGGAAAGGGAUUUAAAUGCCCUUGCUGAGGGGAGUGUGAUUAGUCCUGCUGAGGCUGGGAUGGCAAGUGAAGAGGAGAGACUUAGGAGGAAUGCGGAUUAUAGGUCUCAUAGUCAUGAUAAUGCUCAUAUGAAGGAUUUUCAAAAGGACUUUUUGGCGGAGGGGAAGCAGCACGGGGUUUAUCAUGAACAGCAUGGACAUUCGCAUGGUCAGGAACAGGGUCACAGUCAUGGUCACAGUCAUGGGCAUGGACACGGGCACGGGCAUGAUCAUGAGAGCGGAGAGGGAGGGGAGAAGAAGCAUAGACAUGGGCCACACGGGUUCAAAACCGAGCAGAUGGAAAAGUGGUUUAGGGAUGCUGGGCUGAGUGAUGUGAAGAGCGUGAUUAUGGAUGAGAAGAUUGAGAUUAUGGGAUUUGGAGGGUUCGAGGGGUUCAUGACCGUUGGAGUCAAGGAGUGA